This is a messenger RNA of Cajanus cajan (pigeon pea), 654 nucleotides long. NCBI's taxonomy places the organism in Eukaryota, Viridiplantae, Streptophyta, Magnoliopsida, Fabales, Fabaceae. The record is from RefSeq and is a predicted model, not a curated record.
UCCUCCCACAACUGCCUUGAGUCUAUUAUUCAUUACAUUACACUUUAUCUUCAGCAAGUGAGUUUUCAAUCUUCAAAUUCUGCAAUGGCUUGCAUAACCAACAACAGCGGUUCUUCAUCACGCACAAUGAAUUUUGAUGUUUUUGUGAGCUUUAGAGGUGAGGAUACUCGUAAUAAUUUCACUGAUCAUCUUUUUGCUGCUCUUCGAAGGAAAGGUGUUGUUGCCUUCAGAGAUAACCAAAAUAUCAAUAAAGGGCAACUCUUGGAACCUGAGCUCAUGCAAGCAAUCAAACGAUCACGUCUUUUCAUUGUUGUCUUCUCAAAGAAUUAUGCAUCAUCCUCAUGGUGCUUGAAAGAGUUGACAAUGAUUGUUGAUUGGGUUAAAGAAACAGGUCAAAGUGUUCUUCCUAUUUUCUAUGAUGUCACUCCCUCUGAAGUUCGAAAACAAAGUGGAGAGUUUCAAAAAGCUUUUGCCGAAUACGAAGAAAGCUUUAGAGAUGAUUUGGAAAUGGUAAAAAAAUGGAGGGAAGCUAUGAAGGCAAUUGCCAACCGUUGUGGGUGGGAUGUACUGAAUAAGCUACAGCAUGAAGAAAUAGAAAAAAUUGUUGAAGAGGUAAUCAACUUAUUAGGUCAUAAUUAAAAUUUUAAUUUUGAA